Molecule: messenger RNA, 5229 nt
Organism: Adelges cooleyi (spruce gall adelgid)
Lineage: Eukaryota; Metazoa; Arthropoda; Insecta; Hemiptera; Adelgidae
Gene: onecut
Product: hepatocyte nuclear factor 6
Exons: 6
Coding region: 360-2720 (786 amino acids)
Biological process (GO): regulation of transcription by RNA polymerase II
Cellular component (GO): nucleus
Molecular function (GO): RNA polymerase II cis-regulatory region sequence-specific DNA binding; DNA-binding transcription factor activity, RNA polymerase II-specific
Source: RefSeq, a predicted model, not a curated record
CUUGGCGCGCGCACCCGCACGGACGCGACACGCACUGUGAGUUUUCACCCUUUACGUACGGACAACCGUUUUCCGCGGGCAGCGCACGGCGAACGGUGUGUUUUGGUCGUGGUCCGCAAGUAGCGGGAAAGCGGCCGCCGGAAUCGUUCGAACGCGGUAAAUACAUUUUUCGAAAAAAAUUAUAGCCAUUUUUUUUACACCACACUAUUUCUAUUGUUAAUUUAUUUUUUCUCUCAAAUUAUUGUCAACUGUUCUCAUUUAUUACCGUUCAACUAUUAUUCGCAACCGUUGACCGUCACCGCCAGUGGACAACAAUGCUUUCGACCGUCAACCUGCUGUACCGGUACAGACGGAAAUAAAUGGACAGUUUCGGUGACAUGGGGCCCGAGUCGCCACUCAACGAGGUCGUGGUCGAGACGAUCGAUUCGCCGCAACAACAACAACAACAACAUCAAGCUAUCGUGAGUACCGUCCGUCGAACGCACGUUGUGGCCGCGGCCGCCGGCGAUAUACCGCAGCAAACACGCGAACUGUGCAUUACUCGAGUGCCGCGACAAUCACAGCAGCAAGCCAACGGUAACAACGUCAGCAGGAUUGUCUGCAACGAACGGCGAAUCAUCCAACAACAACAAAACCACCACCAACAGCAACAACAACAACAACAGCAACAGCAGCAGCAACAACUGAACCACCAUCACCUACAGCAUCACCAUCAUCAACAACACGAUCGGGACACCGACGAAGAAGACGAGGACGACGAAGACGAAGACGAUGACCGCCGCGGCCGUUGUCUUUCUAUCGUGGACGACGAUGACGACGACGAAGACGACGACGACGACUGCGGCCGGGACGUGGACGACACCGUUGUCAAAACGGAAAAUGGCGACAACAACAACGGCGCCAUCACGGUCAUCGUCCAUCAUCCGGACAUCGGCAGCGGCGGCUCCAUCGACAGGAAGAUGAACUCCAGACUGUCGGUAAGUGUGGCCGGCAUGCUCGACUCGCACGAGUACGGCGGAAACGGGUCGGGCAACCACCGGAACAACGGUAACUGCAUGCAGCCCGAACCAACGUACCAAACGUUGACGUCGGUCAACGGUAGAAUGUCGCCACCCGGUUACAGUCCCAAUUCUUACGCCACGCUAACCCCGUUGCAACCGUUACCGCCGAUAUCGACCAUGUCGGACAAGUUCGUGUACGGUCACACCAACAACGUGGCCGGCUCGUUCACGGCCAUGCAGAACAACAUCGGAAUGGGGAUGGUAGUCAACAGUCCGUACUCGUACGACAAGAUGGGCUGCAUUUCGCCCAGCCACUACUCACCGAACAUGCACCACAGCUCGCUGUCGCCGCAGAGCACGUACAGCCAGAACGGAGACUUGAACUCGCCGCAGAAGAGCAUGUCGCCCAACAGUUGCUACGAUGCGCCUUACACGCAGCAGAUGAACAUGCGAGGACCGCCACCCGCCACGUCCAUCGUGGUGCACAGUCCGGAUCUCAGUCAAAACUCGGGUUCGCUACACUCGCCGCCCACAUCUUCUGGCACGGCCGUAGUCAACUUUGGCGCGUCCUCCGUGUCCAUCGCCAACGCCGCCACGCUGGCCAAUGUCAACGGCCUGGCCACCAUUACGCCGCACCCGGGCAACAUAAUUUCGCCACAACACUCGCCGUCGCUAGUCAUACACCCAAUCCAGACGCGGGAAAUCGUGGUCACCACAUCGUCUCCGUCACCGCCGGAAAUCCCACAAAACCAACACCACCACCAGAGGAUGACCACGCUGAUGACGCAACAACAAAACCAAAUGCAACACCAGGCGCAACAACAACAACACCAAACGGCCGCCACCAUCAUCAAAACCGGCACCUUGGUGUCCGGCAUCCAAUCGGGCGGCAACGGCGGCACGACCGUUUUGGUGGCCAACCCCAUAGGCGGCGGUGGUGGCGGGGGCGGCGGCGGUGGCGGUGGCUCCAACUGCAGUUCCGACAUGGAGGAGAUCAACACCAAGGAGCUGGCGCAAAGGAUAAGCGCCGAACUCAAGCGGUACAGCAUACCGCAAGCGAUAUUCGCGCAACGCGUGCUGUGCCGGUCGCAAGGCACGCUCUCAGACCUCCUGCGCAACCCAAAACCAUGGUCCAAACUCAAGUCCGGCCGCGAGACUUUCCGUCGCAUGUGGAAAUGGCUUCAGGAACCGGAAUUCCAGAGGAUGUCCUCUUUGCGACUGGCAGAUGAGACCUCCGGUAGUCAGGGCCAAGACAUAGACGGUAUGGUAAUGGCGGAAAACAACGGACUGCAGAACGGUCCAAGGACAGAGGGUUACACAAAUACAAUGGCUGGAACACAGAUACCACAACGAACACCACCUAUUAAGCGAAAAGAAGACACCCCGACCAUCGUCGUGGAACCGUCGAACACGCCGAAGAAACCUCGUUUGGUGUUCACCGACCUUCAGCGGCGUACGCUUCAAGCCAUCUUCAAGGAAACGAAAAGGCCGUCCAAAGAGAUGCAGGUGACAAUCGCGCGACAACUGGGCCUGGAACCGACGACGGUGGGCAACUUCUUUAUGAACGCCCGGAGACGGUCCAUGGACAAGUGGAAAGACGACCGGGACGACCCCAAAGCGUUGGCCGCUGCGGCCGCGGCCACGGGCAACCACCAGGACGGCACGUUGGUGGCCAUACAGACACACAUUGUCAACCACCAUCAGUCCGAAGUGUUGUGACCGACAAUGAACAAUGGUUAGACAGACAGACAGAAUGCCAAGCACCGUCUGGGAGACUGUACCGAGGAAGACCCUUUUCCACCCAUAAAACGUUGUUGAUAAUGAUAAUAAUAGAAAUUGAAAAACUAAUAGUUUUAAUACAUUUCAACAAAAGUACGAUGGUAUUAUUGUUUGAUGGAUUUUAAUUAUUAUCGACAGUCGUUGGAGCCUUGUCUCUCGAUAGAAAAUUAAUACAGAAAGUGAUGACUAUAAAUAUAUAUAUAUAUAUGUAUAACACAGCUGUCGUUAGCAUUAUAAAAUAGAUCUCUAUACAGUAUAAUAUUAUAUUUUACACGUAUGGUAGGGCAACAAUGCGAUAUAUUAUAUUAAUUAUUAUGUAUUCUAAUCCGUUCUAGUCGUUUGCAAUCGUUACCGCGCCAAAUUUACAUUAAGCAAGUUUACAAGAGAAAAAAAUCCCAAAAACCUAUCUUUAUUUAUUUAUUUAUGAUGAGGAGUACUAGUUCUGUAAAUCUUCGUGAAUAUAUUGUAUAUUAUUUUUCUAUUCCUUCCUUACCCAAACCAAAUGUUUCUUAGCUAAUGUAAUAGUACCUAAACAUUCCAAAUUUAUUCCAAAAACGAUUAUAACAAUAUGUUAUUAUAUUUUCCCCUUUAAGGUAGGUGAUCUUCCUAUUUUUAGAAAUAUCUCCUCCCGAGUGUUUUUAUUCGGAAAUAUUAGUCAUAACUCAUAAUUAAUAAGAUCUCCGUCUUUUACAAUGUCAAGUCUGCGUAAACAAUCUAGUCGAGUUUUAACUUUUAAUCAUUAACGAAAACGCUCAAUUAACUAGCUAGUCGUUCGGAUGAAAUUCUAUAUUUUUGUAUUGUGUUAAACCAACACAACAUGUAUUACCAAAACAACUAGUACCUAACCACAAUAUUAUUCAUAAAAAAUAUUGACAUUCCUCGUUUUUCAUUAAAUUUAACGUUUUAUUUGAUUAUUACAUUCCAAUCGAAUAGCGGUAUUUUAGUAGGUAGGUAAUUAUAUACUUAGUAUAUUAACAUUACCUAAUUAAUAAUCUUCUCCAGUCCCUUUCCGUGCAAUAUUCUAAUGUACUGAUGUAAACGUCCCAGACAGACUUAGGUCAGCGUCAUUAAUAUUAAUGAGAGAAUAGGUCCGGCGGGUUUUCCUUUUCGUCUCCGAAUAUUCUAAGAUCACUCCAGUACCACUGUGAAGUAAUUUAAUUAUUGAAAACAACAGCAACAAGAUGAGUUGGGAUAGUAUCUAUGUACAAAUUGUUAAACGCGCGAUUGCCUAACCUAAAUUAAAAUAAUAUAAUAUAAUAAUAUAUGUAUAGGUUUGUAUAGGUAUAUAAUAAAUAUUUAUUUUUGACAUACAGCUUUUUAGAUAAUAUUAUACACGUACUUAUAGCUAUUGAAAAAUCAUUAGGCGUGUUGAUAUUUUAUAUUAUAUACAAAUUAUAUUAUUAUUAUUAUUAUCGUUAUUGUUAUUUUUAUAUACUCACAGUACCUAUAUAAUAUACAAUGAAAACGAAUCCGUUUAGACAUUUACACGAUAAAUUUGCAACUUACACGGUUUUGCACGCAUUCAAAUAUCAUUAUGGUACUUAUUGAGAUAAUAUUAAUAGCAAUAACAAUAUACGAAUAGUACUAAUUGUUUCUAAAGUGGUUACAAUAUAGCUAUGUAGCAAGUGUUUAGUUGUAAAUUGUAAUUUUGUACAUAAAUUGGAAACGAAAAUAAUAUUAUAUAGUAUCGUACGGCAAUGAAGAUUUUUUUUUUAUACAUACUUUUAAGAUAAUAUAAUUAUAUUAUGAGCAAUUUUAAUUUUUUAACAAACCAACACGUCUGUCUCUUAAUUGUUUUUUUACUUAUUUAACGUAAGCUAGCGAUCGACUAUAAUAUAUUGUAUUGUAAAAACCCGUUUUGAUUAUAUUUUUAAUAAUCGUGUAAUUUUUUUUUUAGUUGUUUAGUGUAAUUAUUUAGGUACUCAAUAUUGUACGCGUUACCCUUUUUCAUUUUUGUCCUAUUAUCUAGUCAUGUUUUUUUUUUUUAAUUUACACCUAAAAUUGUGUGUUAAAAAUAUUUUUUGUACAACAAAACCUUCUCUAGUCUUUUGAAAUGCUACCAAAUGUCUACAAUGUUUCAACACUAUAUAUUAUUAUAAUCUAGUCAUUAAUAUAUUAUGUAUAAACACAUUGUACCUAUAAUCUAUAUUUUAUACUAAUUUUAUUUUCUUUUAGUUUGGAUUGUUAUACAGUUUAAAUGAAAACACAAUUUUUUAGCGUGUAAGUCAUCCAUACAUCGGCUACAGUGACAAAAGCUAACAUUAUUAUUACAAUAAUAUUAUUUUGUUUACGGAAAAAAAAAUAUCUAUUUUACAAAUGUGGCCUUUGGUUUUUAAACGAUUUAAAGUAAUAAAUAAAUUAGUAAAUUAUACAAUACAAAUAAUAAUUGCUUGCUGCUGUUUUCUUUUCUCGUCUACAGACAGGUUAGUGAAUAAAUCGUUCUAACAGU